Molecule: messenger RNA, 1346 nt
Organism: Scomber scombrus (Atlantic mackerel)
Lineage: Eukaryota; Metazoa; Chordata; Actinopteri; Scombriformes; Scombridae
Gene: ptn
Product: pleiotrophin
Exons: 5
Coding region: 90-575 (161 amino acids)
Molecular function (GO): growth factor activity
Source: RefSeq, a predicted model, not a curated record
GGCAGGGCAGCGGGGCAGAGGUGCAGAUGAAAAGAACCUAGAGAAACUACUUCUUCAAGCUUUGAUAUACAACUACCAGACCUCCAAAAAUGCAUGGACAGAAGCAGUGGACACGGGUGGCUGUGAUGGCACUCCUGGUGCUAACGGUGAUGGCAGCUGAAGGAGGCAAAGCAGAGAAACAAGGAAAGAAGGAGCGCAAGUCGGACUGUGGAGAGUGGCAGUGGAGUGUGUGUGUAGCCAAUGAGGGUGAUUGUGGACUCGGCACCAGGGAGGGAACACGCACCGGCACGGACUGCAAACAGACCAUCAAGACCCAACGCUGCAAGAUCCCUUGCAACUGGAAGAAGAAGUUUGGAGGGGAAUGCAAGUACGACUUCCAGGCUUGGGGGGAGUGCGAUCUGGCGACGGGCAAGAAGAACAGGACAGGAGUGCUGAAGCGAGCGCUUAUGGACGCGACCUGUGCAACCACUGUCACAGCCACCAAGCCCUGUGGGAAAAUCCCCAAGACCAAGCUUCAAGAUGCAAAGAAGCAAAAGAAAGACGGCAAGAAGCGAGACCGCACCCAAAUGGACUGAUGUGGUUGUUUGUCCCAGGGAGGAAGUAAGAAGAGGGUAGAAAGACGUCCACUGCCCUAUUUCAACAUGGUUCCUCUUUGUAUGUCCUGUAGGUUGACAGUAGGAGCCUAGAACUUUGACACAACCAGUGGAAAUAUGACUUGUAGUGACGUGUUUUACUUUUUCUUCUUUCUAGCACCUGAUAAGAAACAACUUGUAUGUUGCAAUAGGAGAUAAAAUACUCGAUGCGGUACGAAUAGCUAAUGAAUAUUUGUUUACUAGUGUUCUCACAUAAUGAUGUUAUUUCUAGGAUUAUUUUCUGAAAAAAACAAAUUGGAUAGGAUUUGUCUUACAAUUGCAUAGUGUAACUCUAAUUUGGAAAACCCUUUGGUCCGUGCCCUGACUUAAUGAAGCAGUUUGCUAAAAGUGAAGCUCUAAACAUCUUCGCUUAAUUAAUUUGAGCAAAAAAAAAAGUCAUGCAUUUGCAAAUUUUGAAGUGGCUCAAGUUAUUAUAACUCUUUCCUCUGAUCAUUUUGUGCUUUAUGAUAUUUUUGUUUCUUUUAUUUCCAGUAACAAUAAACAUAAGCUAGUCCCAUAUGGAGGCUGCAUGAAAUAGUGACUGUACAUUUGUGCAAACUGUGACUGUUAGUUUGUUUUCCUCCUGCUGCUCUUUUGUACCUCAAUUUAUACCCUCUGGUUUUUACUCUCCAUGCAGCUCCUGGCUGUAAACAAUGUAAGUCUUCUCUAUUUAGUCCUCAGUCAGAGUUAACAUUUUCCUUUGUGUCCUUUCAC